Pieris napi is the source of this 1614-nucleotide messenger RNA. RefSeq names its product putative inorganic phosphate cotransporter. Gene Ontology annotation, molecular function: transmembrane transporter activity. The transcript is spliced from 12 exons. The coding region runs from base 94 to 1476 and encodes 460 amino acids. Gene Ontology annotation, cellular component: plasma membrane. The record is from RefSeq and is a predicted model, not a curated record. NCBI's taxonomy places the organism in Eukaryota, Metazoa, Arthropoda, Insecta, Lepidoptera, Pieridae. Gene Ontology annotation, biological process: monoatomic anion transport; transmembrane transport.
GGUUUUAAAAAUCUCAUUGUUUUGCCAGUUGACAUAAAGAUCGAUUUAGUAUCGGUCGUGCGCGUCCCAUGAUAAAAAUUUUAUAAAAUAAAAAUGGUUGUUAAAUCAGAAGGCGAAAAUCUUAGACCGCGGGGUCUAGGUGUACGCCAUGUUCAGACUUUCCUUUUAUUCAUGGCUAUGCUGCUGGCAUUCAGUAUGCGUGUCAACAUCAGUAUGGCUAUAGUUGACAUGACCGAUUCAAAAAAUGCUACGUAUUUCGACUGGAGCUAUAGUAUCCAGUCUAUGAUCCUGUCAUCAUUCUUCUGGGGCUACGUGUUCCUGCAGAUUCCUGGAGGUGAACUAGCGAGGAGAUUUGGAGGGAAAGUGCUGAUCACCAUCUCUGUUUCUGUGAACUCUCUGAUCUCAUUGUUUAUGCCAAUUUUGGCGCAGAUAGGUGGAUGGCAAAUGGUCAUUGUAUGCAGAACUCUUCAAGGUCUGACUCAAGCUUUUGUUUAUCCCUCUAUGCAUCAUCUAGUCAGUCAAUGGAUACCAAUAGAAGAGAAGGGAACAUUGACAACAAUUAUUUAUGCUGGGGCUCAACUUGGUAUCGCGCUACAACUUAUGGCAGCGGGUUUCCUGGCAGAGGCUUGGGGUUGGCAGGCAAUAUUUUACACUAAUGGAGCACUCGGGAUCAUUUGGACAAUUAUUUACUUAUUUAUCGGCGCUGGCAGACCUGAGGAUUCAAAAUAUAUAUCUAAGGAAGAGUCUCUAUACAUUCGCACCUCUUUGGGAAGAGUGGAAGAACCAAAGCGAGUUAAGACUCCUUGGUCCAAGAUUCUACUAUGCUUACCGCUUUGGGCCGCAGUCAUAGGGCACUGUGGACAAAACUGGGGUUUCUUUACCCUCAUGACUGAAAUGCCAACGUAUAUGGCCAAAGUUCUUGGCAUGAAUUUGACAAAGAACGGAGUACUAUCUUCACUUCCAUAUCUAGCUAUGUACGCGCUAAGCUUUCCUAUGGGAAUUAUGACUGAUAUCAUAGUGAGGAAAAAAUGGUUGAGUGUUUCCAAUACAAGAAAACUUUCAAAUACUAUAGGUCUUUGGGGUCCCGCAGUAGCCCUGAUUGGCUUAUCCUAUAUCCCAGAAGGAAACUUGACAUUAGCAGUAGUGAUGCUUACAGUAUCUGUGGGAGUAAAUGCUGGAACCUACACGGGAUACAUGCUGGUACUCAACGACUUGGCGCCAAAUUUCAGUGCAAAUCUUAUGGGCAUCUCAAACUGCUUUGCUAAUAUAAUUUCAAUCAUUGCUCCACUAAUUUGUGGUGUCAUCAUUCAGGAUGAGUCGGACCCAACUGAAUGGCGUAAAGUAUUCUUCUUAGCAUCAGCUGUCUACUUCUUUACCAAUCUGUUCUUUAUUUUAUUCACAACAUCUGAAAAACAACCUUGGAACGAAUCGGAGGAAAAUGAUAUUGAAACCAAACCGGAAAUAAAAGAAAAAUGAAGAGUCUACUAGUAUUUUAAAUAGUAUUUUGUACAUGACUGAGUUGUUACAGGGGAAAAACAAACGUUGUUAUUAUUUUAAGACAUUAUGCAUAUUAUAUGGAAUAUUUUACUCUAAAAUAAAUACUGUGAUUGUUUU